CUAAUAAGACAUAAAUAAAAUAAUUAGGCAAAACACACAUAUAGGCUGUUCAUCUACUUUAUCAAAUUACAUCUGACCAGAAAUUGAGCAGGCCAAAUUGGAUCUGGAGGGAUGGCGUUUAGCUUUAGCAACUGAAGGUGAGGGGUCCAGUGGAGCUCAGAGUGGGCAGUUGUCUGGAGCUGUGCGUUCCUUUGAUAUUAAUAACUUACGACUACUGCCACCGUUUAAUGAGAAAGAUCCCAAUACGUUUUUCUUGAUGUUUGAGCGUGUCGCUAAGGCUAGGGGUUGGCCUGAUGAAGAUUGUGCCUUGAUGCUUCAAUGUGUGCUUACGGGACGGGCGCAGGAAGCUUAUUCUUCGUUGAGUACAGAGGAUAGCUCAGGCUAUGCGACUAUCAAGUCUGCCGUGUUAAAAGCGUAUGAGUUAGUGCCAGAGGCAUAUCGCCAACGUUUCAGGUCCGGGGAGAGACGUAGUGGUCAAACUUAUAUGGAGUUUGCUCGGGACCUGACUGGUCAUUUUAAACGGUGGUUGGCUGCGCUGGAGGUCACAACUUUUAAGGGUCUGUGUGAUCUUGUGGUUUUGGAGCAGUUUAAGGAUAUGCUUCCUGGUUACAUUGCAACAUAUGUUAGCGAGAAGCAGUGUGUCACGCCGGCAGGUGCGGCUACAUCAGCCGAUGAGUACUUGUUGAUUCAUAAAGGAGGUUUUAGAGAGCGGGCUACAACGCGUGAGCGUUCUUGGAGAGUUGGUGCGUCAAUCUCGGAGGCGGUAUCGCGAGGUGAUUCUGUCCACACUAAUUGUAACUACUGUCAUGAAAAGGGUCACUGGAAGGCUGAUUGUCCGCUCCUGUAUUUUAAAAACAAACCUGGAGUAUUGAAGGUUAAGCCUGUGGCAGCCGCUGCAGGAGUUGUUGUGGACUGUCUAUCGGAGUUGCUUACUACAGGAGCUUUUGUAAAAACUUCUCUACAGUGGUCUUUCCUCUGACGGAGUUGUUGAAGGCUAAUGUAAAGUUUUUGUGGUCUGAUGAGUGUCAGCAAGCCUUUGAAAACAUUAAGUCUUUGUUGUGUUCGUCUCCCGUGUUACUAGCACCGCGGUUUGAUAAACCCUUCAUGAUCCAAGUGGAUGCCAGUCAGUUUGGGGCGGAUGCUGUUUUGCUGCAGGAGGAUGGUCAAGGACUGGCGAGACCAGUUAGCUUCUUUUCGAAGAAAUUCAACCGUUAUCAGCUGAAUUAUUCGGUGAUAGAGAAGGAAGCGCUGGCACUCGUUUGGUCUUUGCAGCAUUUUGAGGUGUACGUUGGUGGGAGGCCCCUUGUGGUCUACACGGAUCACAAUCCGCUGACAUUUUUGCAGUCGUUUAAAUGUCCCAAUCAGAGACUCAUGAGGUGGUCGUUGUUUUUGCAAGCCUAUGCGCUGGAGAUUAGACAUAUUAAAGGAGUGGAUAACGUAAUAGCUGAUGCGUUGUCACGUGCCCCUCUGCUCUAGGUUGAUAUUGCAGUCUUUUGUUGUUGGUCUUCUGUUUUUUUUGUGUGCCUGUUCUCUUCCUUUGCUUCCCAGGUAUCUGGUUUUGCUGGAGAUGGGUCGGGGGUGAGCUAUCGUCCCGGCGCAAGUUGGAGGUCAACGGUUCCUUUCUGCUUGGUACAAGUCUGUGUAUUAUAGUAUGGUGAUUCUGGUAUCACUUGUUUUUUCUGUAUAAUGUUCGGUUGUGACGGCUGGUGGUGGUGGUUGGUUUUGCCGUUGGCUCUUUGGGCCAUCGGCUUUAUGGGGGGCGGUGUGACGGCCCUGUGUAAUCUGGCAGGGCCUCUCUGUGGGAGUGAUGACUCUCUGGUCUUACCCAUCUUUGUUUCCAUCUUUGUUUGAGUUGAUUGCAGAUCUGGUGCCACUGGGAACUGAUAACGCUCCACCUGGUCAGACUAGACUUCUCUCUCUUCACUACCAUCCAGACCUCAACCAUGGCCUGAUCACCCCGCCUGCCAUAUCUUGUUUUGGGUUUAUUUAAAUUGUCGAUAUGUCUGCUGCCAGCUGCCUGCUGACUGAAGAUCAGUUUCUGUGCUCCAUCUGUCUGGAUGUGUUCACCGAUCCAGUGACCACUCCAUGUGGACACAACUUCUGUAAAACCUGCAUCACUAAACACUGGGAUAGUAAUGUCCGGUGUCAGUGUCCCAACUGUAAAAGGCUUUUCUACACCAGACCUGAGCUGCAGGUGAAUACCUUCAUCUCUGAGAUGGCUGCUCAGUUCAGACAGUCAGCUCAGCAGAAAGCCAGCAGCAGCAGCAGCAGCAGCAGCUCAGAGCAACAAGUGUCCAAACCAGGAGAAGUUCCCUGUGACGUCUGCACUGGAACCAAACUGAAGGCCCUGAAGUCCUGCCUGGUGUGUCUGGCCUCCUACUGUGAGACUCACCUGGAGCCUCAUCUGACAAUGUCAGGUCUGAAAAGACAUCAGCUGAUCGACCCUGUGGAGAACCUGGAAGGCAGGAUGUGUACGAAGCACGAUAAACUGCUGGAGCUGUUCUGUAAGACCGACCAGAUGUGUGUCUGCAUGCUCUGCACCUACUCAGACCACAAGACACAUGAUGUUGUUCCUCUGAAAGAAGGAUAUGAAGGAAAGAAGGCCGAGCUGGUGAAGACAGAGGCUGAAAUUCAGCAGAUGAUCCAGAAGAGACAAAUGAAGAUUAAGGAGAUCAGACACUCGGUGGAGCUCAGUGAGGAAGAUGCAGACAGAGAGAUAGCAGAAGGUGUUCAGGUCUUCACCGCUCUGAAGGAGUCUGUUGAGAGAAGCCAGGCCGAGCUCGUCGACAUGAUCAAAGAGAAGCAAAGAAAGACAGAGAAACAGGCUGAAGGCUUCAUCAAACAGCUGGAACAGGAAAUCUCUGAGCUGAAGAAGAGAAGCGCUGAGGUGGAGCAGCUCUCACAGUCUGAAGACCACCUCCACGUCCUCCAGAGCUUUACGUCCCUUAACGCCGCUCCAUCCACCAAGAACUGGACAAACAUCAGUGUCCGUCCACCUAAAUACGAGGGGACUAUGGUGAGAGCUGUGUAUCAGCUCGAGGAGACGCUCAGUAAACUGAUGAAGAAGCUUUUUGAGGCCGAGCUGAAGAGGGUCCAGCGUUAUGCAGUGGAUGUGACACUUGAUCCUGAUAUAGUACAUCCCAAACCCACCCAGAAAAAUGAUAGAGAACAGGUAAAUCAGGGGAACGAGUGUAGAUGUGUCUUAUCAAAGCAGGCUUUCACUUCAGGAAGGUUUUAUUUCCAGGUUCAUCUUAAGAAGUGGUCAGAUUGGACUUUAGGAGUAGCCAGGAAGUUGACCAACAUGAAGGAAAAAACCAUACUGAGCCCGUCAAAUGGUUACUGGACUGUAUGUCAUAAGUGGAAAAUGUUGGGUACCAGUGGGUACUAUGCUCCUGGUGGCCCUUCAGUCUGUCUCUCUCUGAAGACAAAACCUCAGAAAGUGGGGGUGUUUGUGGAUUAUGAGGAGGGUCUGGUCUCAUUUUAUGACAUUGAUACUGCAGCUCUUAUCUACUCCUUUACUGGCUGCUCUUUCACUGAGAAACUCUACCCAUUCUUCAGUCCCUGCCCGAAUGAUGGUGUUAAAAUACACAGCCCUAAUGAGAGUUGUGUAUUACAAUGAAAUGGGAAGCAAUUGUUCUGGCUAAAUCCAGAAUUUUAAGCCCUAACUACCAUUGUUGUAUCACCUCUGCAUGAGACAUAAUGCCAGUCAGGGAAGGACUGUUGAUUAAAUAUCCGAGCCAGGUCCGACAGCCUAGCUCUAGCAGGGAUGAUUUUUCAUAAUGAUUAGCCACAAUUCACUUUUGACAAUGGACAGUUUAAGAAAGAUAUAUUUGCUUCAGAGUAGAUUAAUUUGAUUAAAUUAUUAUUUGGAAUGAUUGUUUAAAUUAUGUAAGGGGUAAUGCCUGAUGAUAUGUCCAUUAUCAGGAAUCCUGCUCAUACCAUGGCCUCUUGCCAAAGAAAAGAAUGUGUUUUGCAAUUAAAAUCUAAACUAAUACUAGAACAAUCAUUACCAUCCCAUGAGGUUAUUGAGAGAUCCAGCUAAGUGGAAGUGGUUUUAGAUUUGUUUAUUUUUAUCUAUUUUGUAAACACAAUAUAUUCAUGUCACUGUCAAAAAAUAUGUAAAUUGGAAUUGCUUUUGAGAGUCACACCCACCUGAGGCUGUUGGUUAUAUAACUACUUGCAUCAUUUGUAAAGUGGAAUUAUUCAAUUCAAUUGUAUGUCUAGUAUCAAAUCAUAACAAGAGUGACCUCAAGACACUUUACAGAGAGUAGGUCUAGACCACACACCAUCAUUUACAAAGACCCCAAAAUUCCAGUAAUUCCCCCAAGAGCAAACAUUUGACAUUUGACUUGAUGACAUGAGAUGAGGGUCAUGGGUCACCACAAUCAUAAACACCUGAGGAAGGCCAAAUUUUGGGCUGAAACACUGUGUGUGCCUGAUUCUGCACCAUCAUAUCUUUUCAGAGCAUUAAACUGGCGUUCGGACUUCACCUUAUUUGAAUACUCAAUUUUCUUUGUCCUGCACGAGCCACCACAUGGAUGUGCACAACAUUGUGUUUUUUUUUUAACCCCUUAAAUGCCUCAUUGGCCAGAGAUACAAAAAAUAACAAAAUAUAUUAAUCAAACAAUGAAGAAAAGACCCAUACAUAUUUGACAUAAGAACUAUGUGUCAAUUUCUGGAAGCCAACCAGAUCAUCUGACAGAAGCUGUUGCAGAGGCCUUUACCAUUAAUUCUGUUUCCAACAAACUUUGCUUCUAACUUUAUCAAGACCUUUUGAACUUUCUGCCUUAAGCAUGCUUAAAAAUAUAGUAUACCUUGCUAAAGGACAGCUUGUUAAGGAUUUUUUACGCAUUGUAAAUAUAUAAAAAAGUCUCAAUAUAUACUAUAUAUACAAUAUAUAUAUACAUUUUCAGGUUUCAUUGUUUGUGUUUUUGAGUAUAUCCAAUAAUUAGGAGAUGUAUUGCUUGUAUUUAGGUAUAUCCAAUCAUACAUAGUGUUUAUCGCUCCAACUGUGUAAAAAGGAGACACAUAAGUGUGAAAGUCCUCUUCUCUCGCUGUUUUUGAUUUGUGCCGGUUACCUGUUUUUGAUAAGAUAGUUCGAGAAAGAUAGGGAGGAUGUUUGUUGAUUUCCAUCUAGUUGAUCAUUUUUAGAAGCCUUUUUCUUGUGUGAUUGCAUGAUUGUCAAUCUUUAAAUAAAACCAGAUUGUACACUCUACAAUCCAACCUAAA
This is a messenger RNA of Perca flavescens (yellow perch), 5229 nucleotides long. RefSeq names its product E3 ubiquitin-protein ligase TRIM41. The transcript is spliced from 2 exons. NCBI's taxonomy places the organism in Eukaryota, Metazoa, Chordata, Actinopteri, Perciformes, Percidae. The record is from RefSeq and is a predicted model, not a curated record. Bases 2000 to 3619 code for a protein of 539 amino acids. Gene Ontology annotation, molecular function: protein binding; zinc ion binding.